ACUUGAAUGGCAUGGUCAACGUAUUUAAAUGGUAUAUAAAAUACGAUUUUGGAAAACUAAAAAAAAGAUAUGAUUCCUUGGGACCCACUUGCGAACGUAGAUAGCCCGAUUGGGUAACGCUUCGUCUCUCUCUACCAUAUCUGUAAACUUCAGAUCCUCCAAACUUCGCCGGCGAAUCACUUUUCUAUCCGCCGCCAGUAAGCGGAGACGCGUGAGAUUCCACGCAAUGACAUCGGUUUACUCCACCCUCACCUACUGGCUCGUGAACCAUCCCAACAUCGCCAAUUUCACGUGGACCGAAGGUGAAACCCUCGGCUCCACCGUCUUCUCCGUCUCCGUCGUCGUCUCCGUUUAUCUCUCCGCCACAUUCCUCCUCCGAUCCGCCAUCGAUUCACUCCCCUCACUCGGUCCCCGAAUACUCAAACCAAUCACGGCCGUUCACAGCCUAAUCCUCUGCCUCCUCUCCGUAAUCAUGGCAAUCGGCUGCACUCUCUCAAUCACCUCAUCUCAAUCGCCCUCAGAUCCGACGGCGCACGCCAUUUGUUUCCCCGUCUACGUGAAACCUAACGGACCGCUUUUCUUCUGGGCUCAAGUAUUCUACCUCUCGAAGAUCCUCGAGUUCGGAGACACCAUCCUCAUCAUAAUCGGCAAAUCGAUCCAUCGGCUCUCGUUCCUUCACGUGUACCACCACGCGACGGUUGUGGUCAUGUGCUACCUCUGGCUCCGAACCCGUCAAUCGAUGUUUCCGGUUGCGCUCGUGACGAAUUCGACGGUUCAUGUCAUCAUGUAUGGUUACUACUUCCUCUGCGCCGUCGGAUACAGGCCCAAGUGGAAGAGGUUGGUGACGGAUUGUCAGAUCGUGCAGUUUGUUUUCAGCUUCGGAUUAUCCGGUUGGAUGCUCCGAGAGCAUUUUUUCGGGUCGGGUUGCUCCGGAAUUUGGGGAUGGUGUUUCAACGCUGCGUUUAAUGCUUCUCUUUUGGCUCUCUUCUUCAACUUCCAUUCCAAGAACUAUUCGAAAAUGACAAGAACAGAGGGCCGCAAAAAACGCGAUUAGAUUCGUUUCCACCCUCAAAAAAAAAAAUUGAUCUUAAUUUUGAUUGAUUAUUCUGGAAUUUUGGUCUCCUGAUGUGUUGUGUUUUCUGGAAAUGUUAGUUUUGAAUUGUUUCUUGAAUAAGAUUGACAAAAUGUAUCAAAAUGUCACAUAAAUCAUGAGAAUACAUGCAAGAAAAUAAGU
Eutrema salsugineum is the source of this 1234-nucleotide messenger RNA. Its product is annotated as elongation of fatty acids protein 3-like. The transcript has a single exon. NCBI's taxonomy places the organism in Eukaryota, Viridiplantae, Streptophyta, Magnoliopsida, Brassicales, Brassicaceae. Gene Ontology annotation, biological process: sphingolipid biosynthetic process; fatty acid elongation, monounsaturated fatty acid; very long-chain fatty acid biosynthetic process. Gene Ontology annotation, cellular component: endoplasmic reticulum membrane. The coding region runs from base 227 to 1054 and encodes 275 amino acids. The record is from RefSeq and is a predicted model, not a curated record. Gene Ontology annotation, molecular function: fatty acid elongase activity.